AUGCCCGCCAGCAUGUUCAGCAUCGACAACAUCCUGGCCGCGCGGCCGCGCUGCAAGGACGCGGUGCUGCCGGUGGCUCCCGGCCCCGCCGCCCCCGUCGUCUUCCCGGCGCUGCACGGGGACUCGCUCUACGGCGCCGGCGGCAGCGCCGCCUCCUCCCCGGACUACGGCGCCUUCUACCCGCGCCCCGUGGCCCCCGGCGGCGCGGGCCUCCCGGCCGCGGUCGGCGGCUCCCGCCUGGGCUAUGGCAACUACUUCUACGGGCAGCUGCACGUGCAGGCGGCGCCCGUGGGCCCGGCGUGCUGCGGGGCCGUGCCGCCGCUGGGCGCCCAGUGCUCCUGCGUCCCCGCGCCGCCAGGCUACGAGGGCCCCGGCUCGGUGCUGGUGUCGCCGGUGCCGCACCAGAUGCUGCCCUACAUGAACGUGGGCACGCUGUCGCGCUCCGAGCUGCAGCUCCUCAACCAGCUGCACUGCCGGCGGAAGCGGCGGCACCGCACCAUCUUCACGGACGAGCAGCUGGAGGCGCUGGAGAACCUCUUCCAGGAGACCAAGUACCCCGACGUGGGCACGCGCGAGCAGCUGGCGCGGAAGGUGCACCUCCGCGAGGAGAAGGUGGAGGUCUGGUUUAAGAACCGCCGGGCCAAGUGGCGGCGGCAGAAGCGGUCCUCGUCGGAGGAGUCGGAAAACGCCGAGAAGUGGCCCAAGCCGUCCUCCAAGGCGUCGCCCGAGAAGAGGGAAGAGGAAGGUAAAAGCGAUUUGGACUCGGACAGCUGA
This is a messenger RNA of Pipistrellus nathusii (Nathusius's pipistrelle), 774 nucleotides long. The record is from the annotation of a GenBank genome assembly. NCBI's taxonomy places the organism in Eukaryota, Metazoa, Chordata, Mammalia, Chiroptera, Vespertilionidae.